Molecule: messenger RNA, 772 nt
Organism: Rhododendron vialii
Lineage: Eukaryota; Viridiplantae; Streptophyta; Magnoliopsida; Ericales; Ericaceae
Exons: 1
Coding region: 235-561 (108 amino acids)
Source: RefSeq, a predicted model, not a curated record
CUUGAAAUGAUUCAGAUCCUAGGUACCUUUCACGCGCACCAAAAACAGGAAGCAAAGAUAAGCUCCAAGCCCGUAAGUAAAGUGAGGGGUCGACUUCACAAAGUCAUAAAAUAAACAUUCCCAAGAAAACAAGCAUUAAACCUCAUCCCAAUCCACCCAGAUUCGGGACUACAUACACCCCCACAAUUCUAGUGAGAGAGUAUUCCAUAGAGAGAGAGAGAGAGAGAGAGAGAGAUGGGGGCCUCGGAUGUGGUGGUGGGUAACUUGAUGACGGUGUACCUGGUGGUGAUCGCGGCGGUGAAGGCCCACGGGUUGGUGUGCGGGCAGGGGAUCAGUGGAGUUUUUAUGCUGGUUGUUUCGACGGCUGUGGUGGGUGUAAUCUUGGUCGGGAGCAUAAUUUGGGAUUUGUGUCGGAAAGCCGGCAAGGCGCUGGUGGUGGCGCGUGAUGAUGAUCACGGGAGUAGCGAAAUCUGUCGAGGGGGUAUUUGUUGGCACGGCGUGGCGGUCCGGUCCCCGGCGUCUCAGGUCCGGUUCAGGCUUCCUCAGCAACAUCGUAACUGAAACUGUAUCUUGCAGUUUUGUUUCUUUCUCGGCUAAAUCUCAAAAUUCUGAAGUUAACGAUCGAGCAAACUUCUAGUGUUUUUUCGUGUCUUUCUUGUUUCUCGGCUUUUACCACACAUAUACGUAUAAAGAUGUUCAAGAUCACUCUUUUGUAUACUGUUUUGUGAAAACAUAUUGAGUAAAUAGAGAGUUUGUGUGUGCAAUUUUGACA